GUUUAAAUGUUCAAAAACCUGAAAAACCGGCUGGAUAAUGAAGCCGGAAAGCUUAAACAAUCAGCUCAGCAGUAUGGAGAACAACUCGCCGCUCAAGUUGGACAAUAUCGGCAGGCGAUGAAUGAGCAGCCUGCUGGCAGUGAUGCAUCCGCGUCGAUUUCUAAAAGAUUCACCGGAGAAUCAGGAGAAACUAAAGCUGAAAAUCCAGCAAAUACCUCUAUUGAAUCCUCGUCAGCAAUAAUGUCUGAAAUCCCUGAAGCUGAUCUUCUAGGCCUCGGACUUUCAUCAACUGAAUCUCCAUCAAAUCGUCGACGUCGUUCACCAUCUGAAGAUUCAAUACAUUCAAAUGAAAGUACACUUGCUGCAUUACUUCAAUCAAUUCCAAAUGCAAUUUCAUCUGCAUUAGAAACUAUUCCUUCUGACUCUGAAAGUGUUGCUAGUGAUGCAUUUUCUGUUAGAUCUACUAAUGAUCCGGCCUACAACUCUCGUCUGAAACAACGUUUGGCCACGUAUAAAGCUAAAUAUCGUGAUGCAGUACACCGUCAUAAUAAGCUCGUUGAUGACGUCAAUACAACACGAAAAUUGCUCGAAACGACACAAGAUGAAUGCCUUCAAAAAGUGGAAAAACUGAGGUUGGAGAAACGAAUUCUCGCUGAAAAACUCUCCAACUCGGCAGGAAAUGGCGACGGAAAAGAAGAGCUCGAAAAGAAAUGUGAAGAUUAUAAGAGAAUGUUGGAACAGUGUAAAAUUAAGAUAAAAUCUCUUCAACAAGACAAAAAAGAGCAACAGCAGCUGAUUACUGUAGAUAAUGAUGAUUCUGUGGAUCCAAGAAUUCGAGAAAUGGAGCAAAGAAUUCAAAAAACUGAAGAAGAAUGGACGAAUCGAAUUAAUGAAAGUGAUCAGCAACAUGCAAUCAAUUUGGCGACGACUAAAGCUGAAAUGCACGCGGCUCUCGAGAAUAAGGACUCAGAAAUAGAACAAUGGCGUCGAAAAUGUGCAACUUUGGAGCAACAAGACGCCGAUGCAAAUCAGAGAUGGAGUGAUAAAGUGGAAAAAGUGCAGGCAAUGAAUAAGGCUCUUGAAUCAGAAAAGAAUGAAAUGAUCGAAAAACUAUCAGAAGCAAAAGCUCAAGGAGUUAAAGCAGUUUUAGAAGAAGAAGAGAGAAAACGAACAGAAAUGGAAACAGAUUUAAAUGAUGAAAUUGAACGAUUAAAAGAAGAAACUGAGAAGAUGAGGCUGGAAAUGUCAACGUAUAAAGUACAAUUAGAAGCCAAAGAGUCUAGAGAAUUUGAUGAAGAACGGGAAGAUGUUGAAGCUCUAAAACUCGAGCUAAACGCUGUAAAAUCCACUAGAGACGACUUGGAAUCCAGAAUCACCGAGAACUCAUCGAGUUUUGAAAAUUAUCGAUCAGAAGCCGAGAAGACGCUGGCUGCAGCCAAAGCACAAUUCGAAAAGAUGGUCAGCGAGUGUGACAAGUGGCGCGAGAAGUACGAGGAGCGAGCCGCCGCCUCUGAGCACAUUGCAACCGUCGAAUUCGAGACACAGGAGACGGACGCCCAUCGAAUACUCGAAUUCGAGGCCGAAAAGAAGGCUUUGGCUGAAAAAUGUGAAGAGCUGACACUGAAAUUCGAGCAAGCCGACAAGGAGAAAAAUGAGAUGGUGCAACAACUAUCUCGUCUUCAACAAGAAAUGCUGGAAAAAUGUGACGCACUUCAGGCGGAGGUGAAUGAGGCGAAGGCAUUAAGAGAAGAGAUUCAGGCAAAGUAUGAUGACGUCACACAGAAGGCUGAACGGAUUCAGGGAGAAUUGGAGGAGAGUAAGAAGGUUCUGGAGAGCGAGAAGCAGGCUUUUGAGAACGAAAAAGAGCAAGAACGGGAGGAGCAACUCGCAAAAGCUAUGGAGAAACUGAAUUCGGAGCAAAAUAUCCUUGACGAAGUUACCAAGAAGCUUGAGCAAUCUGAAGAAGAAGUUUUGGCGGCUCGCGGAGCAAUUCAAGAGCUCACAGAGAAACUGGAAGAGUCGGAGAAGGAAACAAGCACAGCGAAAACGGAACUGGAAGCUGUCAGUAAGAAGCUCGACAGCUCAGAGACGUCUCUGAAAGAGUUCUCGGAUAUGAUAGAAGCUAUGAAGAUUCAGCUGAUUAAUUGUGAAAAACAGAAGGAUGAAGCUGUGGAGCUCCUCAAGCAGAAGCUCGAGGAAGUUGAGAAGAAUAUGAGUGAUGUGGAGGUUCAGAAGCAGCUUCUACUGGAAUCUACAACUUCAGAGAUGAAGCAACAUGCAGAAGCAGCUGAAAUUGUGAAAAAACAGUUGGAAGAAGCUCAGAGCUCUAUUGAAAACUUGAAGAAGGAUGCAGAGAACGAGCGAAAUCUGAAAACCGCUUUAGAAUCCGACGAGAGUUCUGCAAUCUCUGAAAUCACUAAACAAAUGGAAGCGGCGAAGAAGGAGCUUGAAGCUAGUGAAAAGGAGAAGUCAGAGCUCCGUGAGCAGAUGGAUCGACUCCAGAAAGUGCACAACGCUGGGCAGGAGGAUAUUCAGAAGCUGCAGAAGACGUGGGAGUUAGAGAUGGCAAAGAUCGCGAAAAGUACAGAAGAUGAGAAGUUGGCUCGUGAGCAGUUAGCUGGAGAGCUGGAAAAUGCCAAGGAAGAUCUGAAAGUUGUGGAAGAGGAGAAACACACUGGAAUUCAAAGGGCUCAGGGAGCUCUCGAUGAUGCGGAGAAAGAAGUUAAAGUGCUCAAAGAGCAGCUGGAAAGAGCUCAAUCUGCACUAGAAUCAUCCCAAGAGCUGGCAUCUUCCCAGAAGGCAGAUAAAAUCCAGGAGCUAGAAAAAGAGCUUCAAAAUGCUCAGAAAAGGUCAUCGGAAGAGCUUGAAACUGCGAACGAGAUGGUUAGAUCUUUGACUGCAACGCUGGAAAAUUCGAAUUCAGAGACGGAAAUUCUCAAGCAGAAGCUGGAAACUUUGGACAAAGAGUUACAGGCUCGGCAGCAAACUGAAAAAGCUUUGACUGAAGAGAUAAAUGUGCUCACCACGUCGCUAGCUGAAAAAGAGCAACAAACUGCCCAAAUACAGAAUCUGCAGACACAAAUCUACCAAAUGGAAGUGGAAAAAGAGGAAAAAGUGGAAUUAGUGAAGGUUCAGCUCCAGCAAGCCGCUCAGAGCUCGAGCUCAGCGGAAGAAGCUCUCCGAGCUGAAAUAGAGCAGCUGGAGGCCAAACUGAAGGCCGUUGAGCAGGCGAAGGCAGAAGCUCUCAACUCAUUGCUGGCUGAAAAAGAGCAUCUUCAAGCUCAGCUCCACCAGCUGGGAGUGGAAAAAGAGGAAAAGCUCGAAAUGGUCAAAGUUCAGCUCCAACAAGCCGCUCAGAGCUCCAGCUCCGUGGAACAAGCUCUCCGAGCAGAAAUUGAGAAGUUGGAGGCGAAAUUGCAGGAGAUUGAGGAGGAAAAGAAGAAUGCUCUCAACGCAUCGCUGGCUGAAAAAGAACAGCAAACUGCACAAAUCCAAGAGCUCCAAGCUCAGCUCCACCAGCUUGAAGUGGAAAAAGAGGAAAAGCUCGAAAUGGUCAAGGUUCAGCUCCAACAAGCCGCUCAGAGCUCCAGCUCCGUGGAACAAGCUCUCAGAGCAGAAAUUGAGAAGUUGGAGGCGAAAUUGCAGGAGAUUGAGAAGGCUAAGAUGCAAAAUUCGUCGAAAAGGGAGCAAAAAGUGCGCGAAUUGAGCAAUCUGAAUGAGAAGAUGCGUGUCGAAUUUAUUGCAAAGGAAAAAAUCAUCUCGGAUCUCCGCUCUGAGCUCUCCACCAUUAGCACAGAGCUUGUCGUCCAAAAAGCCACUGUUGAGAAGACGAAAAUGGAUUUUGGAGAACUGGAAACACGGGAGAAACGAGCUACGGCAGAUAGAGAAAAUGAGAAGAUGGAGGAAAUUCGAUUGAGAGAGACAUUUGCCAAGGAGCUGGAGACAAUGGGCUCGGCCUUAGAGGUCAAAGAAACGGCCUACAACGAGUUGAAGGCUUCAGCCGAGAAGAAAAUCGCCAAGCUAACCUCUCAAUUUGAAGAAAAACUGAAAAAGGCUCAAAAUUCUCAGGAUGAAGCUUCAGAGUCUCGAUUUAAAACACUUGAAGCCUCGGCGGAGCAAGCGAAGCUAGAAUCGGAGCAGAAGCUUAGAGCACUGGAAGAAUUGCUGAAAAGCUCGGAGUCUGAAAUUGAAGAGCUCAAGAUUAAGGAAAUUUCAGCAGAGAAGGACAGAAGCCACUGGGAAGUUGAAAAAGAAAUGUUAGAAGGAGAAGCAAAAGAGCUCACGGACAGAAUUGAAGGACUUGAAGCUGAAGUGAAGAAGCUAACGGCAGCGAAUGAGACGAAAGCAGUGAAAGCAGAUACAGAUGCAAGGAAGGUUGUACGAGAACUUCAGAAAGAAGUCAAGCAGUUGUACAAUGAGUUGAAUGAUAAAAAUCAGCAAUUUGAUAUGGUUCAAGAGGAGUUAACACGACUGAAAACUUCAAAAGAAACUGCUGAAAAUGGGCAAUUACAAGUACAGAAACAGAUGGAUGAAGAGGAUAGAAGAAGCGAGUUUUCGUUCAAAGAAGAAAUUGCCUCGUUAAAACAAAAGCUUGACGCCUCACUAACCGAAGCAGAUGAUCUACGAAUGCAAGUCUCACGGAACGAGAAGACGCCACGAUCCAAUGGAAAUGCUUCAACUGGCAGAACGAAAUCUAUGGAAUUACACGGAAUUGCUGAUCCGGCAGAAGCUGAAUAUCUACGAAAUGUACUAUAUCGAUACAUGACUAAUCGAGAAUCUCUUGGAAAAGAAUCUGUGACAUUGGCCCGUGUAAUUGGAACUGUGGCCCGAUUCGACGAGUCUCAAAUGAAAAAUGUGAUAAGCAGUGAAGAAUCAAGGCAGGCAAGCUGGGCGGCAGCUGUUGGUGGAACUGUUAGCCAUGCGUUGAAUCGAUAAUUCGAAACUCUAAUUUUUGCUCAAUUUUCUCUCAUUUUUCAUGUUUUUUUGUGUGUGAAACUGACUAAUUUUCUCUCAGAAUGUGAUAGCCAAGAAAUGGGCGGAGCUUACGAUUUUUGUCGAAAAUUUUUGGAUUUUUUUUUCAAUAUUUUCUAUGGAAAAAACCGAAAAUUGAAUUUUUUGAACCGAUUUUUUGAAAAAUUAUUUUUAAAAAAUUUUCUGCGAUAAUCGCAAUAUUAGUUUUUUCUUCAAAAAAAAUUCAAAAAAACUAAUUUUUAAAUUUUCCACAAAAAAAAAAAAUUUCUAAAAAUUGGAAUUUUUCGAAUUGUCUAUCAAAAAAAACGCUCGUAAAUCGACACUGAGAGAAAAUUAGCCAAUUACAGGCAAAAUUACGUCUUCUUUUAGAUUAACCCCCGUAAUUAGAGUUUUUUUUUCAAUAUUUUUCAAAUUAACAAAAUUCUUUUUUUUGGAUAUACCCCCUACCGGUUAUUAGAUUUUUGAAAACAAUAUCCCCCGAUUUUUUUCUAAUUUUUUUAAAAAUAAUUUUUUUUUUCGUAGAAAUUCUGUUUCCUCUAUAUUGUUCUGCUUUAUCCUCCCAACGACUGUGAUUAAUCGCCGAAAAAUUUUUAGAUUUUUAUUUCAAUUUUUUUUCGAACAAUUUAUUGUGUAUAUAUACGAGAAAUAUAUAUGUAAUAAAAUUUUUUAAUUUAUUUCGAAAAAAAAAA
Messenger RNA from Caenorhabditis elegans, 5660 nucleotides. It is a transcript of the gene golg-4, whose product is annotated as GRIP domain-containing protein. NCBI's taxonomy places the organism in Eukaryota, Metazoa, Nematoda, Chromadorea, Rhabditida, Rhabditidae. The record is from RefSeq and is marked reviewed. The transcript is spliced from 18 exons. Bases 7 to 4935 code for a protein of 1642 amino acids.